GGGGGAGGCAGUGCGAGCCAGCCUCGACUGCUCCUCCUCUUCCUCCUCCUCCAAACUCGCAGGGCUCAGCCCCAGCGCUCGCUCAGCCGCCGGGAGCACCCAGAGGGACGCGAGGCAGCCGCGCGGCCCCGAGCUGGGCAGGGUCCCCAGCCGCCAUGGAUAGCGACGAUGAGAUGGUGGAGGAAGCGGUGGAAGGGCACCUGGACGACGAUGGAUUACCGCACGGCUUCUGCACAGUCACCUACUCCUCCACGGACAGAUUCGAGGGCAACUUCAUUCACGGAGAAAAGAAUGGACGGGGCAAGUUCUUCUUCUUUGAUGGCAGCACCCUGGAGGGAUAUUACGUGGACGAUGCCCUGCAGGGGCAGGGAGUUUACACUUACGAGGACGGAGGCGUUCUCCAGGGCACGUAUGUAGACGGAGAGCUGAAUGGACCGGCCCAGGAGUACGACACAGAUGGGAGACUCAUCUUCAAGGGACAAUAUAAAGAUAACAUUCGGCAUGGAGUGUGCUGGAUAUACUACCCAGGACUGAUCUCAGACUUUUCGUCUGAGACAUUAAUUUGGGUUUUGAUGGUAUUAAAAGAAAGAAAGAAUGAGAACCUGGUAACCAUUGGUGCGGUGUACCACUUUGAUAAGUCAACUUCAUCUUGCAUUUCUUCCAAUGCUCUUCUUCCAGACCCGUAUGAAUCAGAGAGGGUUUAUGUUGCUGAAUCUCUCAUUUCCAGUGCUGGAGAAGGACUGUUUUCAAAAGUAGCUGCGGGACCCAAUACUGUUAUGUCUUUUUACAAUGGAGUCCGAAUUACACACCAAGAGGUCGACAGCAGGGACUGGGCUCUCAAUGGGAACACCCUCUCCCUUGACGAGGAAACGGUCAUUGAUGUGCCUGAGCCCUACAACCACGUAUCCAAGUACUGUGCCUCCUUGGGACACAAGGCAAAUCACUCCUUCACUCCAAACUGUAUCUAUGACAUGUUUGUCCACCCCAGGUUCGGGCCCAUCAAAUGCAUCCGCACCCUCCGAGCCGUGGAGGCCGACGAGGAACUCACCGUUGCCUACGGCUACGACCACAGUCCCCCAGGGAAGAGUGGGCCAGAAGCUCCCGAGUGGUACCAGGUGGAGUUGAAGGCCUUCCAGGCCACCCAGCAGAAGUGAAAGGCCUGGCUCCGGGCUGCAGGGGACCUGGAACAGAAACUUGGAUCUAUGCACUACGUUUAUCCGACAACGGGACAACCAGGGACUGCUCAUGCUGUGACAUCACACCCUCUCACUCUGCGUUCGCUCCGACUUUCUCGAAUACUAACUAGGUCUGACUGUAUUACUCAUACCAGAUUUAAAAUUAGCUAGCCUCGAAACAACGCCCUCCCGAGAGGUACUGUCGCACACUUGACAGAAGACAGCAUGAUGUUCUUGGGUGGUUCAAGUCUAAAUCUGUACCACUUCAGAGAUGCCAAAUGAUUAGACUGAAAAAAGGGGAAAAAAGGGGGUUUUUUCAGUCAUUUUUAGUCAGUGGUUUUUCCAUGAGGUUUAUUUCUAUGGCCAAUGCAAAUUGUUCUGUCACACUUGCAUAUGCGCCAUAUGAAGGGGAGAAUUACUACAUUUUUAUUCUCUAAAUGUAGUAUAAUUUGCCUUUUAACCUUUGAUCUGUCUCUUGCAAUAGAAUGGCCUUGUUUUUUCCCCCUAGCGAACAGAACCCCACUUUUUGAGUCUGUUCACCCCUUAGUCUUCUUCUCUCUCUUAGGUAUCUUUCACGACAGAAAACUUCCAAACAGAUUUUGUGUCAGCGCCAGUGUGUAGGUCUCUCUGGCUCUUUCUAUCGAUCUGUCAUUGUUUCAUUAUUAUGUCCUAGUAUAAAGACCUGGCUCCUAGGGCCAGGCUAUUAUUAUAGAAUUAUUAUUCUCGCAUGUAAACAAAGAUAUCUUUGCUUUAAGAUGUGAGAAGAAAUGAAUUUACUUUGUUUGCAUUAAGUUAUGGAAGAGUUGUAAUAUAUACUUUAAGAAAGAAGAGAUGGAAAUUAGUAUUUCUAAGCAGUAACUGUGGCAAUUUUGCAGUAUCUUCAAUAGUGCUAGUCAUUUUUUUUCUCCUUGGGUACACAUUAAAUGUACAUAACGUAGAGCAGUCUGGCUUGUGGCACAGUGCAUUGGAUUCAAAAGUCAAAUAGCAAACUUGAAUUCUAAUCCAGAAUUCGAAAUUCCUUUGUUUUGUUUCUUUCUAAAUCGCUACUAUUAAGAGAGACGUACUGAUCACUAGGUACACAUCAAACCUUAACCGCUAAAACUCUUCAUCAUUGUAAUUUCAAAGCAUUUACCUGCUUCAAAGCCUUGUGAAUUAAGAUUAACACCUGUAUAGUUUAAAAGCAACAGUAUCAAUAGCAUUUCAGUCAUUUUGCUAGCCAUGUGUAAUCACAACUGCAGAAAUAAGGAGAAAACCCCCUGUUUUUUAGUUUAGCUAAUUAGGUAUGUAAUUUAACUGGGAUUGCUCUGAAUGAAUUCUGAGAGUUUGGGGGUUAUGGCAAGCGCCCUCGCCACAUGCCACAGCUAUGCCUUCCCUAGAUGCCUCACUGUGGAGCUGGGCGAUCUAGAGAUUAGUGUUUGUUCCAAGUCGCAGCUGUCAGCGAAGCACCUGUCACCAAGUCAGUCUGGUCUUGAAAGCUGAAGCCUUCCACUCUCCUGUAGCUCCUGUAACUAGGGAAGGCUCAGAAAGCAGAAAAGAAACAGGCAGGAGGAAGUUUGCUAUUUUGUGUCAGUUACACAUGCUCUGGGAAGAACUUCACAGAAGUGCUUGAUCCAGGGGCUGCUCACAACUUUCAGUUUUGGCAGUUUGCUCCAGGCACAGGAUUCAGCCUUUCCCUUGGCCAGGCUUUCCCAGAGCCCCUGUGUCCCUGGCAGAGCAGCUAAGUGGCCUUGGUUUCAGGGAGAUAUGCUGCUGGUUCACUUGUGAGAAGUUCUGAGGGCUGCCAGAAAGAUCUUCCUUGAAGGGAACUGAAAAGUUUUCAGAUUAAAAGGCACCAGGAUAGGAUCGCUUCUAUUCUGUAGAAAGAGACCGUUCAGUAAACUGUGACAGACGGAUGAGGUCUUGGGACUUGUAUUCCGACAGGUGCUUUCAUUCAAACGUGUCCCAAAGUGAGUGAUUGUCUCCAGAGAAAGAUGGCUUGAACUACUCCUGGUCAGUGGGGUUGGGAGUGAGGUCAGGGGGAGAUCUGGCAAGGACUUGAGGCUGCCGUGGGGUAUAAUUUCUAUACCAAUGGGCUACCCCCUUCAAAUGGAAUUUCUCUUUUCUUUUGAUAAAAGUGAUCGACUUAAAUGGUAGUGAUUAACCAGCACAAACCCAUUUUUCAGAUGAGAUCGUGAAUGUCAACACUUUGAGUUCAGAGUCUUGCAAUGUGUUUGUGACGUUCAGACACAUCAGAGGAGGCGGUACCCCAAGCUCAGCCUCUGCAUCUCCGGCUCUUCUUUCUCCUGCCCUCCCCUUUCUUCUCUCUCUGUCGACUGUGAGAACGCCCCGGUGUGCCUACAUAACAACCUUCCAGCUGAUCCCUCCCUCCUGCUCCCUCUGUCCCGCGUCUCCUGCCUCUGUGUGCGCCCCCGGAGCGCAGUCUGUCUGUCUUUCCCUUCAGGAGUACCUCUCUCCAUCGCUCUGCAUCCAUGUCUGAAUCUACUGCUCCUGCUGUCCCCUGCCCUCCCCCGACACACUCCUCAAUGCAAGACUUCGUCACAGGGUGGGGUCAGAGGGCGCCUUAAGACUCACUGUGUUCUGCAGGUAGACAAACCGUUAAGGGGACUGGGGUCCCCUGAGGAAUGAACUGCCGAGGGAAUAAGGGUGUUUUUUUCCCUGUUUGAGCCAAAGCUGAGGGAUGUAUUUUUCUACUGAAUCUUGAUAUCCGCUGUGGAGGGAACUGUGUCAGGAAGCAGGUAGUUUCAUGAGCAACAGCACAGAAACGUGGAAGAAUCCGUGUAGUGGGGAUAGAGGAGUAACUUUCUGGCUCCCCCAAAAGCGCCAGCGCUGAGAUGGGUGUGUGAUGCCAUGGUCCCCAGGAGAUUCGCUCAGAGCCAUCUCAGCCCAAGCCCUGCAUGACUAGAUCUUUCCUUAGCAGCUUUUCUAUGACAAAAUAUUAUCUUGUGUUAGAGUUAGGAAUAGGAACUAAUCUGUAGGAGUAUGUCCCCAAAUGGGCAUGUGAAUGGACUCAGAAAAAAAAACAAACGUAAGGACUGAAUUUCUGGAAAAGGAAUGAUGAGAUUAAAAAGCUACUGGCAUGGAAGACUUGAGUUUUGCAGUACCUAUUCUUAUUUUAACCUGCUUCAUCCCUGGUCUGCCUGAGAAACUGAGAAGAAAAUUUGUUGUUGAAGACCCCUUUGAACCUGUCUGAGGCUGUCUUUAAACUUAUCUGCCCUCUGGGGGUUCUUCACACUUGAAAAACAAUUUCCUCAUCACCAACAACCUAAAAAAGGCCAGCGUGAAGGCCAAGUGUAACCAUUGACAAUAUUUAGUUGUAACCAUAAAAUUGCAGUAACUGUGAACAGUGAGUUCAAGGGUUGUCUUCUCCGUGAGUCGUAUGUGGCACUUUAGUAACUUUCCUUUAAUCUAUGAAAUUUUAAAUCACUCACUGCAAACUGCAUUUAAGAUCUUCCAGGAAGGUAUCAUUUUUCUGUUGUGCUUUGUUUUAAAACAGUUGCCUCAAGUUUCUGUCUUAAGAGUAGUGAUUUAGAAUCCAGACAUCUUCUGUUUUAGAAAAACAAGCAAAACUAUGUUGCAAGACCGAUAGUGGUAUUGUUUAUUUGCCGCAGAUCAAAGGUUCACAAAAUAUAUGAAAUUUUUACAUCUACUUGAGGUACCUUGAUAGAUUUUCUUUUUUUUCUUUUCUUUCAGGAAUUUGGAACUUUGGUGUCUUUUUGUUUUAAAAAUACUAAAUUGUUACGGUUUUAUUUUGCCAAAUGUGUGCAGACAUAUUCAAAGCAAUGAAAACUAUUUCAAGCCAUACAACCACAGGGAUGGAAACCCUUUUCACAAAUUUUAAUGUGUUUGUAUGUAAAUAGAUGUUUGUAUGAACUAUUUUCAUGGUAGAAUGAAUAUAUUUAAAUGAAGUUGAAUUAUUCCAGUGCUAUUUAAACAAAUUGCAAAAAUUUUUGGUGAGAAUCCUCUGAGUCUAUUGAGAUACAAUGCAGAUCAAUUUUGAUUUUUAAAGAAUCAAAAGCCUACAAAUAACUCUGACGCGUGGCAACUUCCCCGCUUUGUUGCCGCUGACGUGGAGAGAGCUCGUAGGCUUCCCCAGUGCCUCAGCCGCUUCCUGGUGGAAGUUAGGUGCUCGUGGAGUUGUGUCCACCCUUUUGUGACAUCACUCCAGGCCUUCGGGGGCCGGGGAGUGACUCAGAGGCAUUAGAGACACCGGUGCAGUUAUCUGGAGCACAAUUUCUUUGCAGGGCAGCAGAAUCAGAAGGCAGACGUGGCCGUGGGAACCUUGGAACGGGUUUUCUGGCCGCCAUCCACCGCCACCUUACUGCCUAGUCACACACGUCAGGGAGGCUGCCCUGAGCGGAGUUGGGGUUCAGAUCCCCCGGGUGGGGCUUCACGGUUUUGCCAGCAGUCCCUGCCUCCGGGCCUUCACCUCGAGAGAGGAUGGAGGCGGGUCCUGCUGGCAAGGCGGGGCCCAUUUCCCAGCACAGUCCACUUCUGUCUCGGCUCUGGGCGACUAUGCACCCAAGCCCCGAACUUUCCACCAGAGAGAGACAUCCUUGGAUAACGCAGAUCAUUGCUUCCUCUGUCUGUGACUUGACGCACCGUUGUUGGAAGUCGUUUUAACAUCAAGACCAGUCACCUCCCUAGGACACACCUCCCAACUGCCCGACUCUUACUAGAACACUCCUUUAUAAUCAUAGUCAACUUGAGUGGGUUUGGUUUUUCUCCACUUUGGUCCUGGAUGAAAUGAAAUUAUAAAUAUGAUGACAGAUUUUCACUGUGUAUACUAGCAAUAUGUACACACGUACUGAUGUAUCUUAAUAUACAACUUGGUUACAUUUUGGAUGACUGUCAUUCAUCUCGAUUCAUGCGUUGGGAAACUACAGGGACUACGUAGUGUCUGCUUAUCAUAGAAGAGAGUUGGGUUCAUGGUUCUGAGCUCCCUACUUCAAGAGUUUUUUCUCCUGCGUUUUCUGUGUUCUCUUUUUAUCCUGAAACAAAUCGAUUAGGUUGUGAGGUAUGUUUAAGGAUUGGAAGCCAAGGGAAUGCUUUCAGCAUUUAUUGAAACCAAAAGUUAACCUCAUCACAGUUAAUGAGCAUCUUUGAUUGGUCUUUUGUGGAAUUUGAACUAAAUCUAUGAGCCUUAUUCAAUAUCUAUAAUUCUAUGGUUUUUUUAAAUUAUGGGAAAUUAAUGAAAGAUGUUUACAUGAAUAAUGUUUGCCCUUACUGUGUUAUGAAUGAGUUUUUUGUAGUGUGUCUGGGUGCAUGUGCAAGAGAGUAGGAAAAAUGUUUCUGAAACAAAACUUGACAAAUAUUUGUAAUGAGAAGUCAAUUUAAAGAUUGCUAUAAUUGCGCUAUAGAAACAAUGCAAGUAUUAAACAAAAUAUACAAUCA
Molecule: messenger RNA, 6566 nt
Organism: Odocoileus virginianus texanus
Lineage: Eukaryota; Metazoa; Chordata; Mammalia; Artiodactyla; Cervidae
Source: RefSeq, a predicted model, not a curated record